Eremothecium cymbalariae DBVPG#7215 is the source of this 267-nucleotide messenger RNA. It is a transcript of the gene TIM10, whose product is annotated as protein transporter TIM10. The coding region runs from base 1 to 267 and encodes 88 amino acids. The transcript has a single exon. Gene Ontology annotation, cellular component: mitochondrial inner membrane. The record is from RefSeq and is a predicted model, not a curated record. NCBI's taxonomy places the organism in Eukaryota, Fungi, Ascomycota, Saccharomycetes, Saccharomycetales, Saccharomycetaceae. Gene Ontology annotation, biological process: protein insertion into mitochondrial inner membrane.
AUGUUUGGUAUUGGCCAACCUCAAGCCUCUUCUCAACAGAAAAUUGCUGCUGCAGAAGCAGAAUUGGAUCUAGUCACUGACAUGUUCAACAAGUUGGUUGAUAACUGUCAUAAAAAAUGUAUUCAAGUCCAAUACAACGAAGGUGAGUUGAAUAAAAAUGAGUCUAAUUGUUUAGAUAGAUGUGUUGCUAAGUACUUUGAAACUAAUGUUCAAGUGGGAGAAAACAUGCAAAAGCUAGGCCAAACUUUUGCCCCAGGUAAGUUUUAA